Penicillium olsonii is the source of this 2751-nucleotide messenger RNA. The record is from the annotation of a GenBank genome assembly. Lineage: Eukaryota; Fungi; Ascomycota; Eurotiomycetes; Eurotiales; Aspergillaceae.
AUGAGUGGGAGAAUACUCUCCCAUAGGCUGGGUCCGCUAUUGCGGAACGGCCACCUAGCUCGCCAUGUCCAUAAUGCUGGGUCGAGGACCGGUGGCCUGCUGCGCGCAAACAGUGGUGCUGCCCUCCGAGGACGUGCCUGGCCGAUAGGCUCCAAUUCAAUUCACAAUGUCCCGGCAGUUCGAUCGAUAUCUUUCGCCCGAAUGCUUCCCAAGUUGGCCAUGAAACUGGUCCGGAUCCCGGCCAUGUUCGGCGGUGCAACUGUCGCGGGUUUGGCAUACUUCCAAUACCAAGCAACUCAGGCCGGUAAUUAUGCGAUGGACAUCUUCAAACAAGCUUCGGAUACCGCGGGGAAUACAGCGUCGACCUUGUUCCAGGGAUUACAAGAUGCCGCCGAGCAGACACAACGUGGGUGGAAUAAGACAACUGAAGAUAUCGAGGUUCCGGAAUGGCUGCAAAAGAUCCUCCGCAUCGACGAGGAGUCCGAGUCUCGAAAGGGCAGUUCAUCUGGCGGGGGCAAAGAGCCAAAACAAAGUCGGGCUGGGACUGGGGCUGCUGCCGCCGCCACUACGACGGCAUUCGGCUACGAUCAGAGCGACGAAGAAGACAAACGCCUGGAAAGGGACGCUGCGGAGGAUGACCAGAUGAUGCUUCUCACUCGCAAAAUGAUUGAGAUUCGCAACAUUCUCCAGUCAGUCGGCCAAUCCAACACCAUCACGCUUCCCUCAAUCGUUGUGAUUGGCUCCCAGUCUUCCGGCAAAAGCUCAGUGCUUGAGGCUAUCGUCGGUCAUGAAUUCCUACCCAAAGGGUCGAACAUGGUGACACGGCGACCUAUCGAACUCACCUUAGUCAAUACCCCAAACGCCCAGGCAGAAUACGGCGAGUUCCCAGCAUUGGGUCUAGGAAAGAUCACAGAUUUCUCCCAGGUUCAACGCACGCUCACCGAUCUAAACCUCGCCGUGCCUGAAAAGGAUUGCGUCUCAGAUGAUCCCAUUCAGCUCACCAUAUAUUCGCCUAAAGUUCCAGAUCUGUCAAUGAUCGAUCUCCCAGGCUAUAUUCAAGUCGCAGGCCAUGAUCAACCACCGGAGCUCAAGCAAAAGAUUGCAGACCUUUGCGACAAAUACAUUCAACCACCAAAUGUCAUCUUGGCGAUCUCUGCUGCCGAUGUCGACUUGGCAAACUCUACAGCACUCCGAUCCAGUCGUCGUGUCGACCCUCGCGGUGAACGUACUAUUGGCGUGAUCACAAAAAUGGAUCUCGUCAGUCCCGAACGAGGACGCGACAUACUUUCAGACAAGAAAUACCCCCUUCGCCUUGGUUACGUGGGUGUCAUCAGCCGUAUCCCCCAGACAAACGCUCUCUUCUCCAGAGGUUCUGGAAAUAUCACCAGCGCCAUUCUCAAGAAUGAGCAUGCGUACUUCUCUGCGCAUCCAGCUGAAUUCGGGCCACACUCAGAAGUUUCGACUGGUGUCUCGACAUUACGAAAGACGUUGAUGCACGUGCUCGAGCAGACCAUGGCAUCUAGCCUGGCUGGAACGAGAGACGCCAUCAGCCAAGAACUUGAAGAGGCAACCUAUGAAUUCAAGGUCCAAUACAACGACCGGCCUUUGAGUGCAGAGUCCCAUCUGGCUGAAAGUCUCGAUGGCUUCAAGCAUUCUUUCAAGGCCUUUGCCGAAGGUUUUGGUCGUCCGCAGGUCCGGGAGAUGCUCAAGUCAGAACUGGAUCAGCGGGUCAUGGACAUUCUGGCACAGCGGUACUGGAACAAGCCAGUUGAGGACCUGGAUCCCCCGAUGCUUGAGCUGGAUCCCCUCAAAGAUCUUCCCAAGGCAGAUCCCGAGUCGCUCUACUGGCACCGCAAGCUAGAUGCUUCCACCUCCUCUUUGACAAAGCUUGGAAUUGGUCGGCUCGCCACAACUGUUGUCGCCAGUGCUCUGAACAACCAUGUGGACUCGCUUUUGGCAGCCUCCACUUUUGCAUCUCACCCUGGGGCCCAUAAGCAGAUCACCGAUGCUUGCACUAGCAUUCUCAACGACAGAUUCUUCAGCACUAGUGACCAAGUUGAGAACUGCAUCAAGCCUUAUAAGUAUGAGAUCGAGGUCGAAGAUCCCGAGUGGGCCAAGGGCCGAGACAACGUAGGCCGAGUUCUCAAGGAAGAGCUUAAAGCCUGCGAGUCAGCAAUGAAGCACGUCGAAGAUUCCAUUGGCAAGCGCAAGCUCAAAGAUGUCAUUGCAUUCAUCGACAAAGUGCGCAAGGGCGAUGUUGUGUUGGAGGGCAAUGGCGAAGGCGGUGCAGGUGGCUUCAGCGCCGCCCUGUUGGAGAGAGGACGAGAGGGUCUGUUCCUCCGCGAUCGAGCUGAUCUUAUCAAGAUGAGACUCCUGGCCGUUCGAUCCAAGCAAUGUGCCUCCCAAAAGAACAAAUAUUACUGCCCAGAGGUGUUCCUGGACGUGGUAGCCGACAAACUCACAUCCACAGCCGUUCUGUUCCUGAACGUCGAGCUCCUCUCCGAGUUCUACUACAACUUCCCUCGCGAACUUGAUUCAAGACUUGGCCGACACCUUUCCGACGCUGAAGUCGAGCGCUUUGCCCGCGAGGAUCCCCGUAUCCGCCGUCAUUUGGAUAUCAUCCGCAAGAAGGAGCUGUUGGAGCUGGCUCUGCAGAAGAUCGAGAGCAUUCGACAACUCGACGGCCGCAGCCGGAAAUCUGAACGCUUGCCUCCUGGAAAGGAAACACGCAGCCGAUGGAACCUGUUCUAA